GUGGAGGUGGGCGCUGCUCUGGAUGUUGCUGCGGGGAGCGCGCAGCCUGGUGGGAGUGUGCCGGGGGGAGCUCCCAAAUGGUGCUGAUAGCUGCAGCAGGCUACUUAGGGAAGGGGUCCUGCACCCCAACCCUGCCAACAUCUCUGGCCUUCGGGAACUUUCGGACACCCCGGUGAAGACUGGUGGCACCUCGGACACUGCAGGCAGCGAUGUCAUGACAGGCAGCCCCCAGGGUGAGGAGGGGGUCACACCUACCACCACCCCAGUCCCCCCACCACCCACACACUGCUGUGGGACCGGCUGCCCCAACUGUGUCUGGGUCGGGUACAUGGAGGAGCUGCUGGAGCGGUACCAGGAUGGGGGUGAGCAGGCCUUGGCUGCCAUCGAGAAGCACGUGGAGGAUGAGAACAUUAAAAUGAUCCUCAAGAUGGAGAUCAGGCUGCGCAUGGGGAAGAACUGAACCUACCCCAUCCCCCCCAAAAACCAGCAAGUGACACCCCCAGGGAGCCUCUGCUCCAGGCUGGACAGUGGGACUGAACUUGGCUUAUUUAUUGUAUUGACUUGUGUGUGUUGAGCUCUGACAGAGAGCUGAGAACUGGGCAGUGUUGAGCAUGGGAUCCCACGUGAGUUUCAAUACAGGUGGUGCCCAGCUUGUGUCUCGCCUCUCAAUCUGUAGGGGAACUUGCCCUUGAGGACAGGCAGCAGCUCACGCAUGUCCUGAGCCCUGGAUUUCCCAGCAGCCACGUACCCCAUCCCCCUGGGAUGGAAAAUCCCUGCCAAGGGCUUGCUGGCAUGGCUCCCCCCACCACUGCUCUUGCUUCGUCCUUGUGCUCCCCUGCUUGGACUUUAAGCAUCUUCUGCAGCUUGGCUGUGACCUGGUGAUUGGGGAGGGCUGGGAUGCCACACCAGGCAACCCUCCCCAUCAGCAGCCUAAGCCUCUUAGGGGCUUCUCCACAGGAAGGGUUUGCAGGGGGGCACCCAGGCAUGCUGCCCCUUCCCCUGGCAGGAGAUGCAGGCAGCGUGCAGCCCUAGGCACGUGGGGCUCAGCAGCUUCCCAGCAAGGGCACCAGCCCCAAGGUCACAGCCUGCCAUGCUGUUCUUGACAGUGCCUUUUCUUCCUCAGUUGCCUUUGCCACCAUCUUAACCCCCCAUAAAUUAAGCCCAGCACAUCUUCCCUUUUCCAUGCUGCCUGGCUGGGCUGGGAGGGGCUUCUCAGGGUCUCCUGCAGAUCCCAUGUCCUCACAGACCCUCACAAAGCCCUUGAGUAGCCCUCACUAAUGAAAUUCAGCAUCAACAGCAGGGUCCAACUCUUUGCUGGAGCAGUAGCUGGGUCUGCUGGCCUCAUGGAAAACACUCCUAGAUCCCUCUAAUCCUAUUUGUUGGAGUCCAACUAAUUGCAAUUAGUAGCAGAGGCUGAAGUUCAAUUAAAG
Dryobates pubescens (Downy woodpecker) is the source of this 1430-nucleotide messenger RNA. It is a transcript of the gene OXLD1, whose product is annotated as oxidoreductase like domain containing 1. Gene Ontology annotation, cellular component: mitochondrion. The transcript has 2 exons. Bases 23 to 460 code for a protein of 145 amino acids. Lineage: Eukaryota; Metazoa; Chordata; Aves; Piciformes; Picidae. The record is from RefSeq and is a predicted model, not a curated record.